Spodoptera littoralis (African cotton leafworm) is the source of this 2328-nucleotide messenger RNA. Lineage: Eukaryota; Metazoa; Arthropoda; Insecta; Lepidoptera; Noctuidae. The record is from the annotation of a GenBank genome assembly.
AUGUCCUCCAUUCGUGAAUUCCGAGACAAAACAGAGGUGUCUGAUGCAACUGGAAUAGAAAGAAAGCCAGGAGCAGUUGAUUCUAAUUUGCUUGAAAGUGUAUUGGAUGCAGAAGAAUGCACGCGUCAAAUAAGAACUAUAAGAAGAAACGCUAUGUUAAUGCUUCAAUUUGCUGACGCUGGUAUAAGAACACCAAGAGGUGUGUUAACAGGAAAUUCAGUUGAUAUGGGAAACUACCACCAAUGUUUGGGUAUUGACCAUCAACUAGAAGAUAUGCAUAUUGAGGGCAAAUACUGCUCGAUUCUGGUUCCUGUAAACCAGACGCUACACUUACCUCGCCCUCAAGAUACUAUGAGCACACACUUUAAUUUUGAUUUCAACUCUUUACAAGUCGACAAUGAAACUUUGAGUUUAAUAGAAGAAUACUAUAAAAGUCGUAGUAAAUUACAAAUGUUAAGUGGAAACUUUGAUGGACUUAACGAUAACACAAGAACGACUCCUCCAAAUCCGCUCAUUUGGAUGGUAUUCAGACUAGCGGUGUGUAUACCAAAACCAUGUACUACUGAACAAGCAAUUUCAUCCCUCUUUUUUAACGUGUCAGCUGUUGGAUUUAAAUACACUGAAGAUUAUUGUCGCCUUUCCAAUGACAAACCUUGGUCUCCCGCUGAUUAUGCCGCUAUAAUAAUCUUUUCUAUUCUGGGUUUUGUGACUAUAAUAAGCACAAGCUAUGAUAUUUGUUAUCGAUUCGUGUUCAAGAAAGAUGUCAAGCAAAUAAGUACAAUCGGACGAUCAUUUUCGUUUUACACAAAUGGACAACGACUGACGACAUUUAGUUCCAGUGGAGGGAACUUGCAAUGUAUAGACGGGAUCAGGACUCUCGCCAUGUUGUGGGUAAUUGUAGGGCACACGUUCAGUACGGAAGUCUUCACAGCAAACCCUGCUGAUUCGCAAAGUUGGAUGUUUUCUGCUGAAGCUUUGUGGAUUACAGCAGCCACUAUGACAGUUGACACAUUCUUUACAAUUGGAGGUGUGCUAUUGGUCUACACAACCGCAGCUAAAAUGAAACAAAUGACAUUCCUCAAAAAUCUCCACUGGUUCUACUUGAACCGUUAUGUACGUGUGACACCAUUGCUGGCUGCUCUAGUACUUCUUCAAGCAUCAUACCUUAACCAAUUUACUGAUGGACCUCACUGGAAUACAGUAAUAGACCAAACACAAAGAUGUAGGAACAAUUGGUGGUCUACCAUACUUCACAUUCAAAAUUUUGUACAUUUAAGGAACAUGUGUAUUCCCCAUUCCUGGUACAUGGCCAUAGACUUCCAGUUGUACCUCGUAUCACCAUUAGUUCUAUUCUGGGUCUUCAGUGGAAAGAAACUACAUUCUUGGAUCGCACUGAUUGGCAGUCUAAUAGCUAUAUUAAUAGGAUCCACAAUUUACAGCUUCAGUAUAAAUAGGCAAGCUGGAAAUUUAGUGCCUAGUCGUUUUCCAGAAAUGAUGGACUACAUGUUUGAGUAUUACUUUAAUACUUUGACACGAGCCUCUCCAUUCUUUGUCGGAAUGAUUUGUGGGUACAUUCUGCACCUCUAUCGCAAAAGUAGAAUACAGAUUCAUUGGUUUGUAGCCAUCUUCUUUUGGGCAUGCUUUGCCGGAAUAUUGGGAGGUAUCUUCUACUUCAAAUAUAGAAUCAAGCAGUUUGAUUGGGAUAAUCAAUUAAUUGACAACUUGAUGAACUCAUUCAUGAGACCUACUUACGCAAUUGCAAUCUGUUGGUUGAUCAUUGCUUGCGUUCAUGGAUAUUCCGGUCCUAUAAAUUGGUUCUUAUCACUUGAUGAAUGGAGACUACCGGCACGCUUGUCCUAUGCGAUGUACUUAUUCCACUAUCCUUUGAUGUUUUCUAUCAAUGGUUCUGCAGUGGCCCCGUUCUACUUUUCAGUUGGCAAUUUGGUAUUUAAGUUCAUGGCAUAUGUGGCGCUCUCUGUGGCAGUUUCUUUCUUCUUCAUUCUACUUAUCGACUCUCCUAUAACAGUUCUCUUCAAAAUGCUGACUGAUUCUGUGACAAAAGGAAAACCUACUAAGAAACUUAACGAAGAGAAACAACUUGAUAAAAAUAAUAUUAGUGAUAGUCCACAUGUCACAAAACCUUCCAUUGAAGAUAAAAUUGAUAAUAAUGUAAACGAAGCCAGGGGCAGUAGCUCAAACACAAACCAAAUUCCAGAAAAAUCUAUCACUAUUGUUGAAAUUAAUAAAGAGGGAGGCGAUACCAAUGAAAAUAUAGCAGUAAUAAAUGAGAAUGGAGCCAAUACUAGCCCAAACAAUGUAGCUAGAUAA